UCUCUCUCUCUUCCUCACAGUUCCCUUUGAACUUUCUUCUCAAUCAUGCACUUCCGGGCGAUGGAGACACAGCGUCCUUCGUAACCCAUAAAGACUUGGACUUUAUUAAAAACCAUGCAUGAUGUAUGGCCUCCAAAAAUCCCCACCCUUUUUUUGAAUUUGCUCGGAGCUUUUUUUAUAUCCUUGCAAUAAUUCAUCUUUCUUAAUCAACCAACAACAAGGCAGAGAAGACCGACCGACAGCCGACUGUGAAGAGAAGCGCGUGUCAUCCACUCUCGCAUUUCUGUGAAGAAAAAGACCCGGCCCUUAACACUUCGAGAUCGGAGAACUUGCGACAAUGGCGGUCGCCACCUUCUCCAACUUGUCCACUUUCACCACUCGCUCGUCACUCUCUCUCUCUUCUUCGUCUUUCUCUUUCCCACACACCACAAGCGUCUCUUUCUCUAUCAUCACCCAAACCAGAACCACCACCUCCCUCGCUCUCGCCACGUCGCCCUUCCCCCGCUCCGCCUUCGCCACGUGCUUCUCCUCCGGCGGUCCACCCUCUGGCGGAGGCGGAGGCGGAGGCGGAGGGGAUCAUGGCGGUGAAGGAGAUGAUGGAGAGGAGGACAGGGAGAAGAACAAGGCGGAGGCGGCGAUGGCGAUAGCGGAGGCGGGAAGGACGGCGGAGAGUCUGCCGAAGGACCUUGCGGCGGCGGUGGAGGCGGGACGGGUGCCAGGGUUGAUAGUGAAGAGAUUCUUUGAGCUGGAGAAUUCGGCGAUCUUCCGGUGGCUGCUUCAGUUUGAUGGAUUCAAGGAGCGGUUGCUCGCCGACGACUUGUUCUUGACCAAAGUUGGCAUCGAGUGCGGUGUCGGAGUUUUCACCAAGACGGCUGCGGAGUUGGAGCGGCGCAGAGAAAAGUUUACCCAAGAGCUGGAUUUUGUGCUUGCGGAUGUGGUGAUGGCCAUUAUAGCUGAUUUUAUGCUUGUCUGGCUUCCUGCUCCUACUGUCUCACUUCGGAAACCUCUUGUUGUUAGUGCUGGGCGUGUUACCAAGUUCUUCUAUGGCUGUCCUGACAAUGCAUUUCAGGUAGCUUUGGCCGGAACAUCUUACUCAAUCUUGCAGAGAAUAGGCGCGAUUUUGAGAAAUGGAGCUAAACUAUUUGUGGUUGGGACUGGUGCAUCUCUGGUUGGUACUGGUGUAACAAAUGCAUUGAUUGCUGCGAGAAAAGCUCUGGAUAAAUCCUUUGCUGGUGAAGCGGAAGAUGUUCCCAUAUUAUCAACUAGUGCAGCCUAUGGGGUCUACAUGGCAGUUUCUAGCAAUCUAAGGUACCAAGUUCUUGCUGGAAUAAUUGAACAGCGUAUUCUAGAACCCCUGCUACACCAACACAAGCUUGCACUGAGUGCAAUUUGCUUUGCUGUUCGAACUGGAAACACAUUUUUGGGGUCCUUGAUGUGGGUUGAUUAUGCACGCUGGAUUGGAAUUCAAUAAAUAUGUGAUUAGAUUGUAGGGGUCCAUAAGGCGUAAGCUACAUCAUUGUUUGUAAGCUAUACAGUUUUAACAGCGUUGAACUCCUGCUUCAAAAAUGAACGUCUACUCGUUGGUUUGAUACUUCAAGCUUUCAAGUCUAGCAUUUGUGGACGGCUUGCAAGUGCCCCCUGCUUCAUUGGUGUUGCAAUUCUGGCACAGACAGACUACGGAUGUCAAAAUUUCUUAUAAGAUUGCAAAUUGUUUUUA
Messenger RNA from Argentina anserina (silverweed cinquefoil), 1717 nucleotides. Its product is annotated as protein RETICULATA-RELATED 4, chloroplastic-like. The coding region runs from base 338 to 1471 and encodes 377 amino acids. NCBI's taxonomy places the organism in Eukaryota, Viridiplantae, Streptophyta, Magnoliopsida, Rosales, Rosaceae. The record is from RefSeq and is a predicted model, not a curated record. The transcript is spliced from 8 exons.